Molecule: messenger RNA, 4388 nt
Organism: Lytechinus variegatus (green sea urchin)
Lineage: Eukaryota; Metazoa; Echinodermata; Echinoidea; Temnopleuroida; Toxopneustidae
Product: tripartite motif-containing protein 45-like
Exons: 2
Coding region: 2499-4388 (629 amino acids)
Biological process (GO): positive regulation of DNA-templated transcription
Cellular component (GO): nucleoplasm; chromatin
Molecular function (GO): zinc ion binding; ubiquitin-protein transferase activity
Source: RefSeq, a predicted model, not a curated record
UACUCAGUAGUAGUAGUAUCGGUGGUAAUAUUUUAAUUCAUCGUAACUUAGAAUCAUUUUUAAACAAUUAUAGUUCGAAACAACUGGACUUCUUUCAACAUGCUGUAGAUUCUCUUUCGUUUGGUACUAUUGUUGUUAUUUUUGUCUUAUCAUUAUUCUGCUUACUAAAUUAAUUUUGGCUAUCGCCCGAAUUCUAAUUUUUUCACCUCCUUGAGUACACAAUCGGCACUGCAAGAUAUGUUCAGAUUUAAUUCAUAUGAAAGCUCUGUGUACAUAUGAAGUUAUGUGGCCGUGUAUAGCCACUGAGAUUGCAUGCGGUUGUGUGUGGGGGAAACUCGCCAGUGUCGGACUCUCAAUAACCAGCGACGGGUGUAGACUCUUCACUAGUCGCUUUUUAGCUAUAUUUGCGGAAAAUGUCUUCGCCAGGGUGUAAAACGGAAACGCGCACUCAGGCCGCUCACAGCAACCACUCCAGAGAAUAUUGAUCUCAUCCUUCACAAGGUCAUGAAGGCCGCUCACAGCAACCACUCCAGAGAAUAUUGAUAUCAUCCUUCAAAAGGUCAUGGAGGCCGCUGACAGCAACCAUUCCAGAGAAUGUUGAUCUCAUCCUUCACAAGGUCAAGGAGGCCGCUCACAGCAACCAUUCCAGAUAAUAUUGAUCUCAUCCUUCACAAGGUCAUGGAGGCCACUCAAGGCAACCACUCCAGAGAAUGUUGAUCUCAUCCUCCACAAGGUCAAGGAGGCCGCUCACAGCAACCAUUCCAGAUAAUAUUGAUCUCAUCCUUCGCAAGGUCAUGGAGGCCACUCAAGGCAACCACUCCAGAGAAUGUUGAUCCCAUCCUUCAAAAUGUCAAGAAGGCCGCUUACAGCAACCACUCCAGAGAAUAUUGAUAUCAUCCUUCGCAAGGUCAUGGAGGACGCUCAAAGCAACCACUCCAGAGAAUGUUGAUCUCAUCCUUCAAAAUGUCAAGGAGGCCACUGACAGCAACCACUCCAGAGAAUAUUGAUCUCAUCCUUCACAAGUUCAUGGAGGCCGCUGUCAGCGACCACUCCAGAAAAUGUUGAUCUCACCUUCUCAAGGUCAUGGAGGCCGCUCACAGCAACCACACCAAAUAAUGUUGAUCUCACCCUUCAAAAUGUCAAGGAGGCCGCUGACAGCAACUUCUCCAGAGAAUAUUGAUCUCAUCCUUUACAAGGUCAUGGAGGCCACUCACAGCAACCACUCCAGAGAAUAUUGAUCUCAUCCUUCAAAAGGUCAUGGAGGCCGCUGACAGCGACCACUCCAGAGAAUAUUGAUCUCAUCCUUCGCAUGGUCAUGGGGGCCGCUGACAGCAACCACUCCGGAGAAUGUUGAUCUCAUCCUUCAAAAGGUCAUGGAGGCCGCAGACAACAACCACUCCAGAGAAUAUUGAUCUCAUCCUUCACAAGGUCAAGGAGGCCGCUCACAGCAACCACUCCAGAGAAUAUUGAUCUCAUCCUUCACAAGGUCAUGGAGGCCACUCAAGGCAACCACUCCAGAGAAUGUUGAUCUCAUCCUCCACAAUGUCAAGGAGGCCGCUCACAGCAACCAUUCCAGAUAAUAUUGAUCUCAUCCUUCGCAAGGUCAUGGAGGCCACUCAAGGCAACCACUCCAGAGAAUGUUGAUCUCAUCCUUCAAAAUGUCAAGAAGGCCGCUUACAGCAACCACUCCAGAGAAUAUUGAUCUCAUCCUUCGCAAGGUCAUGGAGGCCGCUCAAAGCAACCACUCCAGAGAAUAUUGAUCUCAUCCUUCACAAGUUCAUGGAGGCCGCUGUCAGCGACCACUCCAGAAAAUGUUGAUCUCACCUUCUCAAGGUCAUGGAGGCCGCUGACAGCAACCACUCCAAAUAAUGUUGAUCUCACCCUUCAAAAUGUCAAGGAGGCCGCUGACAGCAACUUCUCCAGAGAAUAUUGAUCUCAUCCUUUACAAGGUCAUGGAGGCCACUCACAGCAACCACUCCAGAGAAUAUUGAUCUCAUCCUUCGCAAGGUCAUGGAGGCCGCUCAAAGCAACCACUCUAGAGAAUGUUGAUCACAUCCUUCAAAAUGUCAAGGAGGCCCUUUGUAUUUUAAUCCUUUCUAUCUGGGGUCAAAAACUUAUCAGUCGCCCCUCGUUUAUCUUAACCGCGUCUGGGAUCUUGUGUGAAUGUGAUAACCCAUACUACCUGUACAGCUUCAUGAGGCUCUCAAUGAUUCAUUAAUGGGUAAAUAUAACACACCCUCUAUCCACUUGAUGGUUAAUGGUUACACAAAUGGAAGAUCAAAGGUAGCUGUAUAAAAACAUUAUAUUUUUAGUUCUGUUAAAAUACUCUGGCAGACGGCCUACUAGUUACACCUUCCUCUAUCUUGUUUAAUAUACACAGUCAUAAUACAGGUUUCGCACACAAUCAUUUCGAUGUUCACAGCGUCGGAUAAUAUUUGUAGAAAGCGACGUGCAUAAUAUCGUGUUGUUACUAAUUUGACUGUAGAAUUUAUGUAGCAAUGGCUGAAAAGAUUGAAGUAGAGAAAGCCUCUUGUUCUUCACAGGACCUGAUAUGUCCGCUAUGCCUUGAUAUUUUUGAUGAACCAACGAUCCUGACGUGCGGACACACUUUCUGUCGAAAGUGUCUCAAGAAAUAUGAUCUGACCCACCAGGACAUUGACCACAUGGCCUGUCCUCUCUGCAGGGAGAUCACCAAACUGUCUGCCAACCGUGUCGACGAUCUCCGCCUCAAUGUCUCCAUUAACGGAUGCGUCGACGAUUACCACGCUAAGUGUGGGGGGAUGAAUGCUGUCCUUGAGUUGCGUCCAAAAUGCACGGCUUGCAAACUUCAGCAAGACGCUGUCUCCUUCUGCAGUACAUGUAAUAACUACAUUUGUGAUAAAUGUUUACAACCUCACCAGUACAUGACCAUGUUUGAAGAUCAUGAGAUUAUCUCCGUGGAGGAUGUCAUCGAAGGGAAGGUCAGCAUUGGUCAUCAAUUCGAGAAAUGCUCCAUCCACAAACAAGAGAACAAAGAUAUGUUUUGUGAUGAUUGUAAGGCCCGUGUCUGUCUUAGGUGCGUGGUCGUUGGUCACAAGGUCCAUAAUAUCAAGAACCAGUCUGACUUCGAGCACGAGUUGAGGCAAAAGGUGACAGCCCUUGCCCAGCAAUGUGCAGCUAAGAAAGCUGAGCUGGAAAAGAACAUUCAGAAUAUAGAAGAACAACGUCAUGAGGUACACACUGCCAUGCAGAAACUACUAGAUGAUGUCAGGCAGGCUUACAGCAUCAAGGUCAAGGAGCUGGAAGGAAAUCUUCAAGAUCUCAUCGAGCAAAUAAAUGAAUUGAAGCGAGGUUUCGAGGAUGAUCUCAACAUCUUAAAGUCCAAGGAUCGACAGAGGAUCAAGAGCAUUUGUAGUUCGAUUACAUUGGUAGAUAAUGACAGACUGGGUCGUCUUGAGACAGAUAGUCUGUCUGCUCAUAAUUUGCUCUGUGAUGAGCUAGGUACCAUGCUGAAAGAGGUUACCGAUCGCACUACUGCGGAAGUUAUUACAAAGAAAGCACAGGAGAAGAGGUUCAAUCCUGCAGAUGCUACUUGUCUUGACCUCGGGGGCAUUUUGGGAUCAGAUCCCAAGUUAGAAAUCAUGAAGUGUAUAGAUCUACGAGGGUGGAUGGUUGGAAUGACAGCUUGCACUAAUACCAGUGUGGCCAUCGUAUAUGGGCGUAAUGCACGAGGUACUGAUAUCAUUGAUACAGCCGGUGGAACGGAGCGGUGUGACAUACCACAUGACGCGGGUUAUGGUGAUAUUGUGAUUCAACAAGACAGUGCAUUAUGUGUCUCAUCUGGUUCUACAAAAGCACACGUGUAUUCCCCCAAUGGCUCCAGGAAAGCAACAAUCAGCGUGAGUGGGACUGGUUAUUAUCUCACACUGAACAGAAGUCCAUCAAAUGAGAUCCUCAUUGCCAACAUUGCCAACAAAUUCUACAUCUAUGACCCGUCUGGAUCCACUCUCAAACACGCUGUUCAAACAAACUACUUGACAAGGCAGGUAUCAUCCACCAGGUCGGGUUUGAUCGUCACCAGUUCAUGUAAUCUCACCAAUCCAAACGUGGUGACGGUCUAUGACAGGGAUGGGAAUGCUGGUGAGUCUCUACAAGCUCCAGAGGAUGUCUACCUGUAUGCUGCCGUGGAUGAGCAGGACAGGGUGUAUGUAGCGAGUGUUGAUUAUAAGAAUAGGAAGGUGGUGAUCAGGCUCUAUGAUCUUGAUGGUCUGAACCUGAAGGAGAGAGUUGAGUUUAAUGCACUUGAUAUGACAUUGGGUUCUACUUGGUGUUACUUGGUUUCCCUCUCUCCGGACCUACUCGCCUUUGCUUGUAGGUAUAAGUUAUAUUUCAUCAAGGUAUCGCUGUAA